Molecule: messenger RNA, 954 nt
Organism: Naegleria lovaniensis
Lineage: Eukaryota; Heterolobosea; Eutetramitea; Acrasida; Naegleriidae
Exons: 1
Coding region: 1-954 (317 amino acids)
Source: RefSeq, a predicted model, not a curated record
AUGGCGAAAAAGUUUGCUGCUGCAUCCUCUCUAAUCGCUGCUUCCAUGCAAGAACUUUUGAAUAGGACGUACGGAAAUUGUGAUAAAUUGUUGCGAGUGCAUGUGGGUCAUCCACAAACAAAGCUUCCGCUAUUACUCAAUCAAGUUCAACAAUUUAAUUCUCAAAUGAAAGAAUUUAAUAGUCGAUUUCAACACGAAAAGCAAACAAUGCCUCUAGAGAAACAAUUAUAUCCGAAAUUGGGAUUUUUAAAGUUAUCAAUAUUUGGAUAUCAAUUGGGAUUUUAUACGACAGAAACAAUGAAAUUAGCAUGUUUAAAUCCUCCGAAAAAAGAGAGAACAACUUUUACAGCCGGCAUACCAAUUCAUCAAGCCUUAUUAUUACAAAAUCAACUUGUAAACUUGUUUUUUACGACACAAAAUUUCUACAAACAUGAGCUAUUAGGUCAACAUUCAGAAGAGUAUGAAGAAAUUUUGCAAUUUUAUAAGAAUAGUACAGGACAAAUUGAUCCGCUGUUUGAAAAUACAUUACUGUCCAGUUUUUGUGUGGGAGUGAAUGCAUUCGAUUUAUUAUUUCGAUAUUCAGAAACUUUAUAUGCUGAAGGAAUAUAUACAGAAGCUGAGAAAAGUAUUCGAAGAUGCAUCGAAGAGUCUUCAAAUGCAUCAGAAAAAUGUUACAAAACUCCGCAACAAGUUUGGAGGUUCAAAGUCAUGGAAAGUAUGUGCAUGUACAGGUUAGGUCAGCUGCACGCCAGAAAAAUUGGAGAAUUAGACAAGUUAUCUAAGGAAGUCUUACAGGAAAAUCCUGCUCUCAAUUAUUGGUUUGAAACUGCAAAAAAGUGCAUGCCACAAGAAACGUAUGAUGAAAUUUCAAAACCAGAUCCCACUGCAAUACCAGGCUAUCAUCAAUUAUUGUACAUGCAAUUGGAAAAGGGUCUAGAUAAACUUGUCUCAUAG